AAGCUACUAUGCCAUGUUGGCUUAGACAUUGAUGCAACAAAUGGCGAGGACGGAAACACGGCCCUUCAUUAUGCAUCAGAAAACGGGCACCUGGAGGUGGUGAGAGUUUUAAUUGAGAGAGGAGCAGGUAUUGAUGGGAGAAACAAACGUGGAGAGACUCCUAGUCACUUGGCAAUAGCAAAUGCACACUCUCUCCAAGUACUUCAAUACCUGGAAGAGAUGGGAGCCGACCUCGAGAUGACCAACGGCAACGAAGAGACCCAUUUACAUCUGGCCGCCGCGGGCCACAACCUGAAGAUCGUUCAGUACUUGGUA
Molecule: messenger RNA, 315 nt
Organism: Hyaloscypha bicolor E
Lineage: Eukaryota; Fungi; Ascomycota; Leotiomycetes; Helotiales; Hyaloscyphaceae
Product: ankyrin
Exons: 1
Molecular function (GO): protein binding
Source: RefSeq, a predicted model, not a curated record